Messenger RNA from Pimephales promelas (fathead minnow), 5137 nucleotides. It is a transcript of the gene emilin1a, whose product is annotated as elastin microfibril interfacer 1a. Lineage: Eukaryota; Metazoa; Chordata; Actinopteri; Cypriniformes; Leuciscidae. Gene Ontology annotation, molecular function: protein binding. The record is from RefSeq and is a predicted model, not a curated record.
AGAGAGAGAGAGAGAGAGAGAGAGAGAGAAUUUUGGAUCCGCAUCUAUUCAGGGCAGUUUUCACAUUAUGACUGGGCAGAUGAGAAAGAAAAAAAACGGACAUUUCUCAUUAGGGUGUGAGUGUGGACCGUUGUGGAUCUUUUGCGAAUAAUGAGCACUGCGCACAAUGAUGACAGCGGGGCAGAAACUUAGCUACACAGAACUUUAUGAAACAUAUCAGUGCUGAACAUCGACUCAUGGAGAGUUAGUGGGGCUGUUGAAUUGCGCUCGGUGUGUAGGUACAAGUCGGAGUUUCUACGUUGAAGUUUUUGGAUGUACUUUUUUUUAACGAGCGCAUUUUUAAAUUCUGUUUUGACUUCUCCGUCAUGGCACUAUAUUUUGUAUUAUUCGCUCUGUUGGCUCUGAUUUUGCCCGGAGAUAUUUGGGGAGCGGGAACUUACGCGUCACGAUACAAUCAACAUGUGGAUGAGAGUCAGUCUGUAUCUGCUGCACAGAGUGGAACUAAGGUGACCAGUAGACACAGAAACUGGUGUGCCUACGUAGUGACACGGACUGUAAGCUGUGUAAUGGAAGAUGGAGUGGAGACCUAUGUGAAACCUGAAUACCAGCGCUGUGCUUGGGGCCAAUGUCCCCAUGUGGUUUUGUAUCGGACUGUUAGAAGACCACGGUACAAGGUUGCCUAUAAAAUGGUCACAGAGAUGGAAUGGAAGUGCUGUCAUGGUUACUCGGGUGAUGAUUGUAGUGAAGGCUCCUCUGCCAGACAGGACAGCAGUGGCAGACAUACUGGUGAAGAAGGGAGAAUUGACAACAACACGAUCAGACAACUUGAGGAACAAAUUCAAAGCUUGAAUAAAGACCUUCACAACCUCCACUCAAUCGUACACAGCAUGAAUAAGAAAAUGCACGAGGAAUCUCGAAGGGAAGGCAUCAGUGGCAGCAACAAUCUAGCUGACGCUGCCCAGUCAGGGAUGAAGGAGACCAUUCACAGCAUCCAGACCAAACUGGACAUGCUGGACAACAUGACACAGGUCCAUGACAAGACUCUCACCAGCAUCAACAACCACCUUGUGGGCAGUAAUGGAAUUGGGAACGAAUUGGACAGUCGGUAUGGCACAUUUAAAGAGGAAAUUCUCAGGGAGCUGGAGCGGCGAGUGACACUGUCGUGCUCGUCUUGCCAAACUGGAGUUGAGAGCGUGCAAAGGCAACAGCAGGAGGACAGAGAGAGGAUCCGAGCGCUGGAGAAGCACAUCAGUGUGAUGGAGCAGCACCACCGUCAAACUGUAGAGAUGCUUGAGAGGGAACUAUCACGCUCUCAGAGCUGCUGUGAUUCCCUGAGCGAUCUUGACAGGAGACUUAGCGCCAUUGAGAGGAAGGUCAGUUCGACUGCAGAGACGUAUGAUAUCCUUAGAGGACAUCUUGAAAAAGAGUUGAGAGGAUCAGGCAAUGGAAAUGGUGGUCGGGGGAAAGCACUUGAUGAAAAACUGAACAGUCGUCUUAGAGACCUGGAGAGAAGACUGAACGGGACUGUGAGAAAAACCGAGCAAAAAUGCUUCCAUACUGAAACAAGUAUGAAGGAGUUUGUCCAGAGAGAGAUCGGCCAGAUUAAAAACUCUGUCCUCAAUCGAAAUGAUGAUCAUGGUUAUAGAAUAUCAACCAUGGAAAAAGGCAUCCAAGACUUGAACCGUUUCUUUAACGAUCACAAAAAUAACCUGGAACGGUUAGGGAACAAAACAAAUGAUCUCGACAGCGGACUUAAAUCAGCGAUUCAUUUGUGCACAGAGACGUGCGGUCCAAAAAUGAGUGAGACAGCAGAUACUGUGAAAAGCCUGGAAUGGAAGGUUCUUGGCAAUGAGGAGGACAUUAAGACGUUUGACACCAAGCUAAAGGAAUUAAGUGUGUCUGGUGACUCCUUAUUUGACCGUAUUGAAGAUCUAAGCCAUGACGUUCAAAAAAUUAAGGACCUGACAGGACACAACGGAGAACACUUUAACCAAAUCAUCACCGAUGUGGAGAAUAUGGGACGUGAUUGUGACAUAUGUAGUACGAUAGACAGAGAGCUCAAAAAACUAAGAAACAUAACCAGCUAUUCUUUUAAUAAGUUCCAGGGAGAACUUACAGAUUUACGCGGAAAGGUAGAUUCAGAUGAGUAUGUUUGCUCGCAGGUAUGCUCAAACCUCCAGGAGGAAGUGGGCAAAUUGAAAGAAGAGGUAGAGAAAUGCACAGGCCAAUGCAUGAACAGUAUGAAUGACCAUAAAAGGAACAUAGACAAUCAAAACACCUUAACUCGCAAGCUUGGCAAAGACCUGAAGUCCAUUCAAGGUGACCUCACAGGAGUAAUCCAAACGUUCAGCUCCAUCAAUGACACUUUGAAAGGCUUCAGGAACACCAUACAGAGGCAUGACAACUCCAUUUCUGAUCUGAACAGGUCUAAGGACGAAUUUAACUCGGAUUUAGAUCGGAUUGAGGAUGAUUUUAACAAGCACAAAGAAGACAGUAAAGGACGUUUUGAUGGGAUCAGUAGCUUUAACAGCAAUUUGAUGAUCGAAAUGGGAGAAUGCAAACUUUCUCAAGAAGGGCUGGAUAAGAGACUCUCGAAGUUGGAGGGUGUCUGCAGUAGACUGGAUUCCUUGUCAGUGAAUCUUCAGACUAUCAAAGAUGGCCUGAGCAAACAUGUAUCUGGGCUUUGGAUGUGUGUUAAUGACCUAAACGCCACAGUUAUCUCACACGGUGAGGCCAUCAACAGCAUUCAUGAUGUUCACUUAGAGAACAUUAGUGGCAGGAUGAACAACCUCAACUCUUCCAUACUGCAUGUUCUCAAGGAGUUCCAGAUCUUCUCUGAACACGACUUUACUGGACCUCCUGGAGUCGCUGGUCCUCAAGGAGAGAAAGGAUCCAAAGGACCUCCUGGGCCACUUGGACCUCCAGGCAGAGAAGGACCACAAGGGAAAGUGGGGCCAAUAGGACCUCCAGGCCUCAGAGGUGAACAAGGACCUCCCGGAAAGGAUGCCGAUGUUCCAAGACUGUCAUUCUCAGCAGCACUCACAAGACCACAAGACUAUGCAGGCACUAUUGUCUUCAACAAGGUCUUUGUCAAUGAAAAAAAGGCCUACAAUGCAAAAACAGGUAUGUUCACUGCUCCUGUGAAUGGGCGAUACUUCUUCAGUGCAGUCCUGACUGGUCACAAGAAUGUCAAGAUUGAGGCAGUCUUGUCGAAAUCCAACUAUGGUAUUGCCCGUGGAGAUUCGGCAGGCUAUCAGCCUGAGGGUCUUGAGAAACCAAUGGCCGAGACACGGCACACUCCUGGCUCCCUGGUCGUCUUCAACAUCAUACUUCCUCUGCAGGAGGGAGAGACUGUCUGCAUUGACCUGGUCACAGGUAAACUUGCCCACUCAGUGGAGCCCCUGACGAUCUUCAGUGGUAUGUUGCUCUACGAUUAAACAGGGAACAGAUUGUAAGACUCAUCUGAGACUCAGUGAGGACAAUGUCAGAUGUAAAAAUUUGUAUCUGGACAAAUCGUGAUUUGAAGAACAUUUUUACAUAUUCAAUGUUGAAUAAGGUUUAUGAUACAAAAUGUAGGCAGGUUUCAUUUUUAAAAAGCCAUGAGGACUCACAAGAUGAUUAUAUUUAUCUAUUAUCAGAACAAUGAACUGAAAUUUGCAUAUGGUUGUUUUUACAUUUUAUUCUUGAAUGGCAAAUCAUAUGUUCAUAUACUGUGAGUGACCAUGUUUGCUUUUAUUAAAAUGCAGCCGGGUGCAGCAAAGUUCCUUCUAAAAAACUAGCCCAUCCACAUAAUUUGUUGCCCUGAAAGAGAUGCGAAUGAGUGACUCUCAAACUGGGAAUGAAAAUGUAUAUUACCAUAUACCACGCUGAGAAUGAUUUUUUCUUGAUAAUAUUUCAGCAAUACUGUCAUUUCUAUCGGCUAUUUAGAAUCUGAACUAGUCAUGCCAAAUUAAUAAAUUAAGCCCUCUUCUGAUUUAAUAGUUUUGCAAAAAAUUCUAAAUUUGUUCACGAUUCAGUUUGAUUCAUUUGGAUGGUUUGCUCACGCACUUAAUUUUUUGCAGUGGUUUCUCAAACUGAAAAAACAAAACAAAAAGAGUGCUGGAUGAGGUGGAUAUAUACCUACAAUAAAUUAUAACAAACUUCACAAAUGUCUUUUAUCAGCGGUUACACAGCGCAUGCAUCUUGUGAACUCCGUAAAGACAAUUUACAAUAUAAAAAUGUUAAAUAAAAAAAUUAAUAUAAAAAUUACACUUCAAAAAGAAGGAACUCAUUUUAAAACGAGAAAAGAUCUUUUCUCAAGAUGAAUGCAAUAAAUAUUACACAUGACAUGAUAUUUUCUAUUAUUCCCCAUUUCCCCACUGUGUUAGCCUAUUCUUUCAUAUUUGUGGCACAUUUCUUCACUUAAUCUCCAAAUUUGGAAAAGUAACUAUAAAAGGAUGAAUUCAAAUAAAGCUGGCUGCGCAGAGAGGGACAUUUUUAGCUCUGCCAGAGGCUAUAGAUCAAGAAACUUCUAACCCAUCCUCUGGUAACUCUUCCAAAGAAAACUAUCAAUGUUUAUGCUAGAUGCAGAAAAGAUUUCAUCCUGGCUAUCUUUUUGUCAAUGGAUUUUUAUUUUGUCUCUUUGGACUGCAGAUGUUCUCUAAAAUAGACCGACUUUAACAGCUCAGAAUCUGCAUCUUUGCCAGACAUGUAUUUGUGUGACCUUAGCUGUCUUGGUGGUCUGCCUUAUGUUUUCUUUAAUACAAAGGGAUUUAAAGGACUUUGCACUAAAGUCCAGGAGUGAGAUCAAACCUUGACCAUUUAGUCCAUUUUAACCUCCAGAUGAGAGGAAUUACUUAAAAGGCCUUUAUAAUAUUGCUUCAAAAUGAUUCAUUUUGCAGUAAGAGUUGAUGUGCUUAAAUUGCAAUUGGGACCAGGUUAUAUCAACUGUCUAGGCAUAAUCUGAACCAUAUGUUCACAUCUGACAGUUUCACCUUGCUUCUCACUACAGGUAUUACAUUGCAGUAUUAUAAAUCAGUAAUGUAUCAGACUGUUGUGCAGUCCAAAUAGUCCUCUGAUUAUUUUCUUCUUCCAAACUGAAUGUUUAGUAUUGGGUAUACAACACUAUACUUGCAAUGCUGGUUUUUAAUAAUAAAAA